AUGAGGUACACCUACAGGUACAGCACAGUGAGCACCAGCUCGCCGCCGCACGCGCCCUCUGAGAGCAGCGGACUCGCCCUCGACUGUCUGCUCGACGUGGACGUGCUGCCCGGCUGCCAGCUCACGAUGAAGUUGAGGAACUCCCAGAUAAAGAGAGUUUCGCCGCAGAAGGAGAAUUCAGCACAGCGCACUAAAAAUUUAAGGGAGGCGCUGGAGAGGAACCCCCUGAUGUUCUCCCUCCGUGACGGGAAGGUCGCCCAGGUCUGCCCCUGGGAGGGCGACCCCGUCUGGGCGCUCAACAUCAAGAGGGCCAUCGUGAGCAUGCUGCAGACCUCCCACGCCGGGGACCCUCGGGAAACGGUGAAGGAGACGGACGUGUACGGCACCUGCGUGAGCCACUACGAGCGGAGGGGGUCGGUCCUGGUGAAAACGCGGGACCUCCGGGGGUGCCUGCGCGACCGGCUAGCCGGGUUCUGGCUGCACUCGGUCCCACUGUCCCAGGACAAUGCUGUGGAAUCCAGCGUGCAGUGCGUGCAGCGCCAUGGCGACUCGGCAACCGAGGAGGUCAACUGUACGGAGACGGUGCGCUUGGCGCCGCUCGCCGGCCGGCCAGUGGGGGCCCGUGUCCGCUCUGUGUCCACCCUAACUCUGCUGAGGGCGCAGGACGGGGCGCCACAGGCGGACCUGUUCCUCCACCUAGUGUUCCAGCUCAGGGUCCUGUCCCAUCGGCAGCUGCAGCAGCUCUGGCAGGAGGCCUCCUUCAAGUGUCGCGAUGACUGGCAGCCUCUGCUGGACGCCCUGCCGGCGUGCGGAUCGGAGGCCUGCGUCUCCGUCAUGACGGAGCUCCUCCGGAGCGGCGAGCUGGAGCCCGAGAGGGUGUCCUCCUUCCUGUCCGCCUUCGCCUUCGUCUCCCGGCCCUCGGCCGCCAUGGUCGGCUCCACCACUGGCCUGCUGCAGUCCCCAGAGACCCGCACUGGGGCGCUACUGGCCGUGUCCUCCAUGGUCCAUACGCUGUGCCUGAGAAUGACAUCGCCUUGCAGCCUGUUGCCCCAGGUCCAGCAGCUGCUGAAGGUUCUCAAGGAGAUGUUGGAGGAACUCUGUGGGGAAGGAGAUGGGUCACAACUCACUGAGAAGCUCCACGUGCUGAAAGCCGUGGGGAACGCCGGCCUGGCUGCUGCCACCCUCAUCCCUGAGCUUGAGGUGUGUGCCCAGAGCCAAUACACUCCUAUGGAGCUUCGCCUCGCCGCCAUCCAGGCCUUCAGGCGAAUCCCCUGCACAGCAGACAGACGAGCGCUUCUGCAGCUGUACUGCUCCCCUCGGGAGGACGUUGAGGUCCGCAUCGCCGCCUACCAGCAGAUCAUGCGGCCACGCUGA
Molecule: messenger RNA, 1374 nt
Organism: Scleropages formosus (Asian bonytongue)
Lineage: Eukaryota; Metazoa; Chordata; Actinopteri; Osteoglossiformes; Osteoglossidae
Product: vitellogenin-like
Exons: 11
Coding region: 1-1374 (457 amino acids)
Biological process (GO): lipid transport
Molecular function (GO): lipid carrier activity
Source: RefSeq, a predicted model, not a curated record